This is a messenger RNA of Chironomus riparius, 1140 nucleotides long. NCBI's taxonomy places the organism in Eukaryota, Metazoa, Arthropoda, Insecta, Diptera, Chironomidae. The record is from the annotation of a GenBank genome assembly.
CACAAACCAGGUCCAUAAAAAAAUGAAUCCUAAUUUUAACCCAUCGCUAAAACCUGUAGAAAACUUCGAUGCAUACAAUGAUGCUGAAAAUCUACAAAACGCCAUUAAAGGUGUAGGAACAGAUUCAAAGACACUUAUCAAUAUUUUAUGUCGUCGUACUGAUGAUCAAAGGAUUAAAAUUGUGAAGGCAUACAGUCAGUUAUUUAAUAAAAACUUACAACACGAAAUCAUAUCAGGAAUAACGGGAAACUUCCAGAAUGUCUUGUUUGGAUUAUUAACACCGAAAAAUGAAUUUUAUGCAAACGAAAUUUACGAGGUUUUAUCAAGCAAGUCCAAAAUAUUAGACUUAAUAGUAGAUGUGCUAUGCUUGAUGACUAAUAAAGAAAUAAAUGACAUAUCCAAUGCUUAUCAGCGACUUUAUGAUAAAUCGCUUGAACAGCACAUGAGAGAACAACUUAGUGGACAUUUUGAGAAUAUGCUGAUAAGCCUGGCAGAAGGCAAAAGAAUUGAGAAUCCAAUGGAUGAGAAGAAUGCAUUUCAAGUAGAUGCAAGGCUUCUUAAAGAAGCUAUUAAUCGAAUUUUCAAAGACGAAGCCAAAAUCGUAGAGGUUUUUGGAUGUAGAAGCACUGAGCAUUUAAAAUUAAUGGCCAAGGAAUAUGAGGCAAUCAAAGGAGUAUCUCUUGAGGAUGAUAUUAAAAGUAAAUUUCAUGGAUGCUUCAAGGAUGCUCUGUUAUUAAGAUUGAAUCCUGAAAGUCAAUGUAAACAUUUUUCUCGUCGUCUUCACAGAUCAAUGGCUGGGAUAGGAACAAAUGAUUCAACUCUCAUUCGUAUCUGCAUCUCACGUUGUGAAAUUGACAUGAAUGAUAUAAAAGCUGAGUUUCAAAGCAAAUUUUCAGAGUCACUAAUGUCAUUUAUAAAAGGUGACACAUCCGGAAAUUAUAAGAAAGCACUUCUAGCACUAUGUGGUGAAGCAACAGAUUGACAUCACUUAUGAACGAUUCCUAAUCUUAAUAAAAAUGUUUACUAGUUUGCAAGAAUUCCAAAGCUUUAAUUCCUCGUGAUCAUCCAAGCCAUAAUUCAUGAUCGAGCAUCAAGAAGAAGAAAUAUAUAAAAAAAAUCAUCUAAAUGCCUCGCGGAAUC